GGCUGGCGGCCCCGGAGGUCGGCGUGGCUCGGGGGCGCGCGCUUUUUGGCUGCAAACCGACGGCGGCGAGCGCGUCCCACGCCCCUCCCGCUGUGCGUUAACCGAGCUGCAGGCGAGCACAUCGGCCGCCCCGCUGGAACCUCUGCGCCCGAGUGCCACAAGGACCUGUUCCUGUCAAUCACUGAAUCCAAAAGGAAGUUACUUAUUUUAAAAAUAAUAAUAAUAGCAUAAUGAGGCAUUGCCCCGUCUGCAGACUGCCUGGGAGAGUGAUGGGGGUCCGGGUGCUCCGUUUCUCAUUGGUGGCCGUCCUCGUGUUGCUCCUGGUAGCUGGGGCCUUGACCAAUUUACUUCCCAAUAUCAAAGAAGACAAGAUGCUCACUUUGCGAAGGGAGAUGAAAUCCCAGGGCAAGACCGCUCCGGAUUCUUUUACUCUCAUCAUGCAGACGUACAACAGAACGGAUCUCUUACUGAGGCUGUUAAAUCACUACCAGGCGGUGCCACAUCUGCACAAAGUGAUUGUGGUAUGGAACAACGUUGGCGAGAAGGGACCAGACGAGCUGUGGAAUUCUCUAGGGCCUCACCCUGUCCCUGUGCUCUUCAAACAGCAAGUGGCAAACAGAAUGAGGAAUCGUCUCCAGGCCUUCCCUGAAGUGGAGACCAGCGCGGUGCUGAUGGUAGAUGAUGACACACUCAUUAGUGCCCAGGACCUUGUUUUUGCUUUCUCGGUUUGGCAGCAAUUUCCUGACCAAAUCGUAGGAUUUGUGCCGAGAAAGCAUGUCUCUACGUCGUCAGGUAUUUAUAGCUACGGAGGAUUUGAACUGCAGACGCCGGGCUUUGGCAGUGGAGACCAGUACUCCCUGGUGCUGGUCGGGGCUGCGUUCUUCAGCAGCAGCUAUCUCGAGCUCUUCCAGAACCAGCCCGCAGCCAUCCAUGCUUUAAUAGACGAAACCCAAAACUGUGACGACAUCGCCAUGAAUUUUAUCGUUGCUAGGCACACUGGGAAGGCCUCGGGGCUGUUUGUGAAACCUGUACACAUGGUCAAUUCCGAGAAAGAAACCAACAGCGGCUAUUCCGGAAUGUGGCAUCGAGCCGAGCACUUCCUGCAGCGAUCUUACUGUAUAAAUAAGCUUGUUAAAAUCUACGACAACAUGCCGUUAAAAUACUCCAACAUUAUGAUUUCCCAGUUUGGUUUUCCCUAUGCCAACCACAAAAGUAAAAUGUGAAAGGAAAAGAAAACCUGCAGACGGCUAAGUAUUUGGAUAGCUUCUCCAGGCUAUGUAUUUUUGUUUUUAAGCAACAUUGUGAACUUUUAUCUAGUCCAGAAGUCUCUACAAUAGAAAGACAUGCAGCCCUUCUAAGAUGUAAAAGUCACAAUCACCUCAAGAGCAGCAAAGCCAGUUUUCUCUACACAGGUCUUCGCACAAAAUGUGGUCACUCAAGGUUGCCUGUCUCUGUAGUCAGCAGUUUUAUUGUUUGCAGCCUGAGGCUGUUCAGCGAUUCAUUGAUUCCUGGCGUUUAGCUUGAGGACUGAGAGCACGCCAUUUGCAGGAUUGGAAACUCCAGAGAGGGCUUUUUUAGCUUUCUCACUGAGAGGGACUAUCCGAAUUUCAGCCUGAAAUGCCCCCUUAGCAACAGCUUGCUGUGCAGGGAGAAGCCCUGGGACGGAGCGGUGUCGCCACACGUGAAGCCCAGGAAAGCUGUGCUUAGCUCCUGGCUUGUACGUGUCCUGACCCGAUUCACUGCACAGCACGGUUAGAUGCAGCCGUCGUGGUAGGUGCUUUGACUUUUGUAGAGAAGUCUGUUGUAACCAGGAUAGGCUCUAAGGGACAUCUGGUUGUUUACCUGAGCUUCGUG
This is a messenger RNA of Octodon degus (degu), 1854 nucleotides long. It is a transcript of the gene Extl2, whose product is annotated as exostosin like glycosyltransferase 2. The transcript is spliced from 5 exons. Bases 231 to 1223 code for a protein of 330 amino acids. Gene Ontology annotation, cellular component: membrane. Lineage: Eukaryota; Metazoa; Chordata; Mammalia; Rodentia; Octodontidae. The record is from RefSeq and is a predicted model, not a curated record. Gene Ontology annotation, molecular function: glycosyltransferase activity.